Balaenoptera musculus (blue whale) is the source of this 889-nucleotide messenger RNA. Its product is annotated as RING-box protein 2. Gene Ontology annotation, molecular function: zinc ion binding; ubiquitin protein ligase activity; cullin family protein binding. Bases 36 to 377 code for a protein of 113 amino acids. The transcript has a single exon. Gene Ontology annotation, cellular component: Cul5-RING ubiquitin ligase complex; nucleus. Lineage: Eukaryota; Metazoa; Chordata; Mammalia; Artiodactyla; Balaenopteridae. Gene Ontology annotation, biological process: ubiquitin-dependent protein catabolic process; protein ubiquitination. The record is from RefSeq and is a predicted model, not a curated record.
CCCAACGUCUGCGCCGCCGGCCUCGCGCCGCCGCCAUGGCCGACGUGGAAGACGGCGAGGAACCCUGCGCCCUGUCCUCUCACUCCGGGAGUGCAGGAUCCAAGUCGGGAGGCGACAAAAUGUUCUCUCUCAAGAAGUGGAACGCGGUGGCCAUGUGGAGCUGGGACGUGGAGUGCGAUACGUGCGCCAUCUGUAGGGUCCAGGUGAUGGAUGCCUGUCUUAGAUGUCAAGCUGAAAACAAACAAGAGGAUUGUGUUGUCGUCUGGGGAGAAUGUAAUCAUUCCUUCCAUAACUGCUGCAUGUCCCUGUGGGUGAAACAGAACAAUCGCUGCCCUCUCUGCCAGCAGGACUGGGUGGUCCAAAGAAUCGGCAAAUGAGAGCAGUGGAAGGUGUCCUUUGUGCAGUUGUUUGGAGCCCUGGUGGAUCUUGUUAUCAGGUGCCCUACAAAGGCUAGAACUCUCCAGGGGACUAAUUCUUUGAAUCGGAGGCGGUGGAUCUGCGGUCUUUUGGGACUCAUCAGGCACGGGUUAGCCUUUUUCAGUUUUAUUUUCAGAAAUUCUCUACAGUUAAGAAGAUAAUUUAUUCAAGAUGGUCUUUCCUACCUCUGUGGUAUGUGUCUCACACACUGCUUAUAAGUGCUAUAAAGGAGAGAACUAUAAAUUGAACGACGUUUAUAAUUUACCUACUGAUAGCCAAGGAGCUACGGAAGCAGUUCCGUUCAGAAGAGAACUUUUUGCAUGCUUAUGGUUGAUCAGUUAAAAAAAAAAAAACCAAUGUUAUAGUAACAAAUAAAGUGCAGUUGAAAACCCAACUCUUAUCCUUAAUCUGUUCCUAAUAUUUAUUUUUGGCAGGGAGGGGGAUGAUUCAUGAAAUCUUUAUUUGAUAUAAU